AUACUAUACACUAUUUAAAGAGCUCUCCGCUUUCUUUCUUGUACUGGGAGUAGCUCUGUUCAUACCUCAUCACCAGAGAAAUGGGAAAGGUUAAUCUCGAGGAUAAUGACACCAAAGAGAAGAAAACAGAGUUUAGCUUAGUACGGGUCAAAGAUACCUGGAAGUGCAAAAGAGGGAAAAAGGUCACAGCUGAUAAUCUGUCUGCUGCAAAAAUCUAUGAGAGCAUCACCGAAAACAGCACCAGUUGGACAGUGGUCAGCCCCAUCGUCUUCACUUACAAGGUUAUUGAGACCCAGGACUUGCUGGACCCGAGCAACCAAACGCUCCUGCUGGGACACAUCAACGACCCGCAACAGUUGGAGGACAUGAAAAAAUCAAACAAGCAAAUUAGACGCUUUUUGGUUGUAGACCAAGAAGUCUACAAGUUUUAUGGUCCCAAGCUCACUGAAUAUUUGGAAACCAACAAGGUCCUGUACAAGAUUUUAGCUCUACCCACAACUGAGGAGAACAAAUCCAUGACAAUGGCCUUGAAGAUCCUAGAGGAAGUCAACAACUUCUCCCUUGACCGUCGCACAGAGCCCAUCAUUGCCAUUGGUGGAGGGGUGUGCCUGGACAUAGUGGGCCUGGCUGCCUCACUCUACAGAAGACGGACCCCUUACAUCAGGGUCCCGACCACUCUGCUCUCCUACAUCGAUGCCAGCGUGGGAGCAAAGACUGGGGUUAACUUUGCAAACUGCAAGAACAAGUUAGGUGCCUACAUCCCCCCCGCCGCUGCCUUCCUUGAUCUGUCCUUCAUACAAACUGUUCCACGACGACAGAUCUCCAACGGACUAGCUGAGAUGUUAAAGAUGGCCUUGAUGAAACACAGAGGCCUCUUCGAACUUCUUGAGACACAUGGCCGUAUGCUGUUGGACACUAAAUUCCAAGCUGACAACAGGGUAUACGGACGCAACUGCAUGCAGGUGGCAUCACAAGCAACUCGUAUAGCCAUCGUGACCAUGCUGGAGGAACUUGCCCCAAACCUUUGGGAGGAUGACCUGAACAGACUUGUCGACUUUGGUCACCUUAUCAGCCCAGCAUUAGAGAUGAAAGUUCUCCCAUCUCUGCUGCAUGGUGAAGCAGUGAACAUUGAUAUGUCUUACAUGGUUUACGUGUCCAAAGAGAGAGGUCUAUUGACAGAAGAAGAAAAGCACAGGAUCAUCAACUGCAUGGUGGGCCUGGAGCUGCCUGUCUGGCAUGAGGCGUUUACCAUGGAGCUCAUACAGAAGUCUCUGCAGGACAGGCUGAAGCAUUCGGGAGGCUUGGUCCGAAUGCCACUCCCUGUCGGUCUUGGGGAAGCGGAAAUUUUGAAUGACACAUCCUGUGAGAUCCUGCACAGAGCUUACGUAAAAUGGUGUGACGAGCUGAGCGUCUCCUCGGACAGCAACUCUGACUCUUAAACUGCCCACAGCACGACUGCAUUAGUUCAAUUGUUUUGUUAGAGAAAAUGUUUAAAUGUUGUUGGGAGUUGUAUAUACUUCUGGUUUUGUACUCUUUUUCUCUACUUUUGUUCAAAUGUUUGGGAAAAAUAAACUAUAAUUGAUAGCAUUCACCUAUGCUAUUUUCACAUUAAAAGA
Messenger RNA from Gymnodraco acuticeps, 1616 nucleotides. It is a transcript of the gene eevs, whose product is annotated as 2-epi-5-epi-valiolone synthase. Gene Ontology annotation, biological process: antibiotic biosynthetic process. Gene Ontology annotation, molecular function: 3-dehydroquinate synthase activity. NCBI's taxonomy places the organism in Eukaryota, Metazoa, Chordata, Actinopteri, Perciformes, Bathydraconidae. The record is from RefSeq and is a predicted model, not a curated record. The transcript has 5 exons. Bases 81 to 1439 code for a protein of 452 amino acids.